GCAAAAAUACAACAUUUAUGUGCAAAUAAGGGUGUGGCCUACUUAAGGGGUGUGGUCUAAGGUGCCAGAGAGUCUGUGCCUACAUGCUCCUGAGGUUUGGUUAUAAGUUCUUCAUCAUGAACAUUUUGUGCCUUUAAUACUUCUGGGGACCUUAUUUUCAGAUCAAACCUACAAGCUCUCAACCAUAGGAUGGGUAGCACCACUAUCCUCCCUCGUGGUGGUGCCAUAGCCAUGGGGGUAGCACGUGCCAUUCGUCGAUUCAGCACAGAAAUUCCUGACCCCCUCCGUGAGGAAGAGGAAUCAGAACUGACUCAGGGUAUCAGGCCGACUGCCUAUCGUAAUGGAAAAGUACACACUAGGCCUGUCCGCCAGCGCAGCCGCUUUGUACAGAAAGAUGGCCAUUGCAAUGUAGAGUUUAUCAAUCUCAGUGAGAAGAGCCAACGUUACUUGACUGAUCUUUUUACCACAUGUGUAGACAUUCGCUGGAGGUGGAUGUUUCUCAUAUUUUCCUUUACUUUUGUAGUUUCUUGGCUCAUUUUUGGUUUCUCUUUUUGGCUUAUUGCCUCAAUGCAUGGGGACUUGGCUCCACCACCUGAACCUGGCUCAGAGGAGACCCCUCCCCCUCCAUGCUUUUUACAAGUCACCAGCUUUAUGGCAGCCUUCCUUUUCUCCUUAGAAACUCAAACUUCCAUUGGUUAUGGAUUUCGAAGUGUUACAGAGGAAUGUCCAUUGGCAGUAUUGACGGUAGUACUGCAGUGCAUAGUGGGGUGCAUUAUUGAUGCCUUCAUUAUUGGAGCCAUCAUGGCAAAAAUUGCCAAACCUAAAAAGAGAAAUGAAACUCUUGUGUUCACAGAAAAUGCUGUAAUUGCUCAAAGAGACGGCAAAAUGUGUCUCAUGUGGAGAGUUGCAAAUCUUCGGAAAAGCCACUUAGUAGAAGCACACGUACGAGCACAGUUCCUGCAGCCUAGAGUCACCCCAGAAGGAGAAUACCUUCCACUGGACCAUACAGAUAUCAAUGUUGGAUUUGACAAUGGUACAGACAGAAUAUUUUUGGUAUCUCCAGUUACCAUUGUUCACGAGAUUGAUGAAGACAGUCCUCUGUAUGAGUAUGGCAAGGCAGAUUUGGACACAGCUAACUUUGAGUUGGUAGUCAUCCUAGAAGGCAUGGUGGAGGCUACUGCAAUGACUACACAGUGUCGUAGUUCUUAUGUUCCCUCUGAGAUUCUAUGGGGUAGCAGGUUUGAACCAGUUCUAUUUGAGAAACGUAAUCACUAUGAGGUGGACUACCUACACUUUCAUCGCACAUAUGAGGUUCCAAACACGCCCAUAUGCAGCGCCAAAGAGCUUUCUGAAAGAAAAUAUUCAGUGGUGGCUCGUAGUUCAUUCUGCUACGAGAACGAAGUGGCCCUUAACUGCAUCUGUGAUGAGGGGCCUCCUGCCCUAGUGGACACUAAACCAUUAAAUCCUGAAAUUUCACUUGAGUUAGACAUGCUUAGGGUUGUGGAUCCCUUAGAAGAAAUAUUACUAUCAUGA
Hyla sarda is the source of this 1533-nucleotide messenger RNA. RefSeq names its product potassium inwardly rectifying channel subfamily J member 14 (gene KCNJ14). Gene Ontology annotation, cellular component: plasma membrane. Bases 190 to 1533 code for a protein of 447 amino acids. Gene Ontology annotation, biological process: potassium ion import across plasma membrane; regulation of monoatomic ion transmembrane transport. The record is from RefSeq and is a predicted model, not a curated record. NCBI's taxonomy places the organism in Eukaryota, Metazoa, Chordata, Amphibia, Anura, Hylidae. Gene Ontology annotation, molecular function: inward rectifier potassium channel activity. The transcript is spliced from 3 exons.